This is a messenger RNA of Ilex paraguariensis (yerba mate), 426 nucleotides long. Lineage: Eukaryota; Viridiplantae; Streptophyta; Magnoliopsida; Aquifoliales; Aquifoliaceae. The record is from the annotation of a GenBank genome assembly.
AUGAACGCAGUGGAUUCAACUCGAGCAUUCGUCAAAGACGUUAAGCGGGUCAGCGUCAAGGUCACAUUUUUCUAUUCAAUUCCUGCUCCUGUACUCUCCAAAACCCCCAACCCUCCUGCUGUAACCCAUAGUCUUCCCUACCCCGCUGCAACCCCUUUCCCAAAACCCAAUUCUUUGGUGGCGAUUGGCACUACGGUGUCGCGUUGUAGUGGUAGGACUGUUUUGACACCAUGGGUGAAUGAUGGUGGGGCGUCCAUGGCGUUUCAGCUGAUUGAUUUUUGCUGGGUUGGCGUUUCAACUGCGAUUGAUUUUGGCUGGGGUGCUUGCAAGGGUGUUGAGGUGGAAGCAGAUCCUCUUCGGUUGGGAGGAAACCGCAGGACAUGCGGUCCUCUUCGGUUGGGAGGAAACCGCAUGACAUGCGGUUAA